CAGCACCAGGUAACGAAUGCGACACGUGACGCUUGUGCCGAGAGACAUGGGCGUACAGCGUCUGCUGAAGAUGAGGAUGGCGUCCCACUCGUGCUCCCGCCCCGCCGUGGCGCCCUCCGCGCGUCCGCUCUCCUCCCUCCUCCUCGUCCCCUCGCUGGCCGCCGCGCGCCCUGGGCCAGGUCCGCUCUCGUGCGCAGCGCCGCCGUGCCGGGACCACGCCGCGCCCGCUCGCCCGCACGGCGCGGCAGGGCGGCGGUUCCCGGGCGUGGCGGCGUUGUCGUCGUCGACGCCGCCGCCGGGUCCCGUGCAGAAGUCGGAGGAGGAGUGGGAGGCCAUCCUCACGCCAGAGCAGUUCCGCAUCCUCCGCCUCAAGGGCACCGAGUACCCUGGAACGGGUGAAUAUGACAAGUUCUUUGGCGAGGGCAUUUAUGAAUGCGCUGGGUGUGGAACUCCCUUAUACAAAUCAUCUACAAAGUUCAACUCAGGGUGUGGCUGGCCAGCAUUCUUUGAGGGAUUUCCUGGGGCCAUAAGACGGACGACGGACCCUGAUGGGAGGCGGACAGAGAUCACAUGUGCUACUUGUGGAGGACAUUUGGGACAUGUAUUCAAAGGGGAGGGGUUUAACACGCCGACAGACGAGCGACAUUGUGUUAACAGCAUUUCGCUCAAGUUCAUUCCAGCUUCCGAGGAAGCCUGACGAUAGAUGAACACCAAGAUGAAAGCCCACAACAAAAUACGCUUGGCCUCUGUUGGCUGCUCUCCCGACGGUCGAAGCUGUAUUCUUCUGAUAAAUUUUUAACACAUCUGUAAUGUUUUAUGGAUGAGUCAAUAAAUCUACAGUGAAUGAUUACAUGUGCAAUUCCACCCCUACCGUUUUACCUGGGAA
Molecule: messenger RNA, 886 nt
Organism: Phragmites australis (common reed)
Lineage: Eukaryota; Viridiplantae; Streptophyta; Magnoliopsida; Poales; Poaceae
Product: peptide methionine sulfoxide reductase B5-like
Exons: 3
Coding region: 17-697 (226 amino acids)
Biological process (GO): protein repair; response to oxidative stress
Molecular function (GO): peptide-methionine (R)-S-oxide reductase activity
Source: RefSeq, a predicted model, not a curated record